Messenger RNA from Pseudophryne corroboree (corroboree frog), 2262 nucleotides. RefSeq names its product mannose-6-phosphate receptor, cation dependent (gene M6PR). Gene Ontology annotation, cellular component: Golgi apparatus; endosome; trans-Golgi network. The record is from RefSeq and is a predicted model, not a curated record. The coding region runs from base 591 to 1403 and encodes 270 amino acids. The transcript has 7 exons. NCBI's taxonomy places the organism in Eukaryota, Metazoa, Chordata, Amphibia, Anura, Myobatrachidae. Gene Ontology annotation, biological process: protein targeting to lysosome. Gene Ontology annotation, molecular function: protein domain specific binding.
CCAAAUCCCCGUGACUCCUAGCCAUACAGCGAAGGCGGGGUCCUGACUGCUUGAUGGUCGCUGUCCCAGGCACUCAGACCCCACUGCCCACAGCUGGCAACCCGGCUUCUGCUUCCGUUUUGCUUCCGGCUUCCGGUCUUGCUGAGCAGAAGGAGAAGUGGAAGGAGAGGAGUAAAUGAGGAGUCACAUGAUUAUGUGUAGGGAUCUUUGAUGAUAGGGUAGGGAUCAGGGGGGCUGCUGGUCACCUGUCACCUGUAUUUGGGAAUGAGCAGAUGAUAUCAGGUUCAUAGAAGGUCCUUGCAGGAGAGUGUGUGUGGUUAGGGGUGACUUGAAGGGACAGCUACUGGCAUGCUCAGUCUGUGAGUUAGAUAUAAUUGGUUUUGUGACCUGUACUGCAGGUCAGGAUAUUUCAUGCCAGUGAUUAUUUAGGGUGAGGGGUGUCUUGUGCAGUGCGGGGAAUGCUGUGCCCCCUGACGUGGAACUGAAACACUUGAAUCUAAGAAAACAACAUAUUUGCUGCUUAAGGGGCGCAGAAGGAUUGUCCGCUGAGAGCUGUCGCAUCCCAUUGGAAAGAAAAGGACAGAUACAGGAUGUAUGCACAAUUGUGGUGCGUCUGCCUAGCAGCUUGCUCAGCUAUCACCUUUGGGCAGCUUGUCGAUGAUUGCAUCCUUUCGGGAGGUGAUAAGUCUAAAACAGAACAAGAAAUACUCCAAAGGCUGGCUCCAUUAAAGAACAAAAGGUUUCAGACCACUGUUCAGUUAGACAAAGAUACUUUUACUUAUACGUUUGAAGUUUGUGGACGGGUCGAUAAUAGCAGUAAAAGCUCCAAUGAAGGGCUAGUGCAGACCAAAGCUGGCUCCCCAGAGACCACUGUGAUUGGCCGGAUCAAUGACACCCACAUCAUUAAUGGAACGGAUUGGAUUUUGCUUUUCUACAAAUCCGGGGAUAAAUAUGACAAUCAUUGCGGCCAAGAACCGAGGAAGGCUAUGGUCAUGAUAUCCUGUAACAAAGACACACUGGCGAAUGGCUUCACGGUGGUUAAUGAAGAGAGACAAAAGUUAAAUGACUGUUUCUACCUCUUUGAGAUGGACAGCAGUGUUGCCUGCCCUGUGGUGGAAUAUCAUCUCAGCGUGGGCUCCAUUCUACUUAUUGUGUUUGCCGUGGUGGUUGCACUGUAUAUUAUUUGUGGUUUCCUAUAUCAGCGCUUUGUGGUGGGAGCCAAAGGUAUGGAGCAGUUCCCAAAUUACACCUUCUGGCAAGAGUUUGGCAACCUUGUAGCGGACGGAUGUGAUUUUGUUUGCCGAUCUCAACCUCGAUCUGCCGAGACGGCCUACAGAGGAGUAGGAGAUGACCAGCUCGGUGAGGAGCCAGAAGAAAGAGAUGACCACCUUCUACCUAUGUGAUUCUUGGUCACCUAUGACCUUUCUGUGAAACAUAGCAAUUGGAAGAAGCACAUACCUUCCAUCACUUUCUUCCCUGCUGCUUUAGAACCUCUUUUUCUUUCCUAAUGCUUCUCCGCUGCAGUAUGGGAUGAAAGUCCCCAUGACCUUCCCCCUUGUGGAGUUAUUGCUGCCACAAGUAUAAGUCUGCACUUGUGUAGGCACCUGCUAUGUGAUGUACGUGAGAGUAGAGCCAAUAUCGUUCUUUCUGUCGGUAGUAAGAAGCGAGCCAGAUGUCUCCUGCUAUAUUAGCACUGCAGAGCUACAGGCCUAAAGACCAAAAUACAAACUCAGGAUAUGUCCGGAAACUGAUAUAAGAGGCAGAAGUCUAUGGAAGGACUUUGGUAUUACUGGGUUGGCGGGUACAUUAGCAAACUAAGGUGGGGGGGGGGUUUAGUAGUCCAUGUUCAGAGGGAUUAAAUGGCAGAUGAGAUCACUUUUUAGGUAUUACUCAUAAGAUGUAGUAUACUUUUUGUUUGUAUGGUCUGUUGUAUAACUUCACCAAAAUUGGGCACACACUGUCUUCAACUCACUUUUUACACACUUGAAAACACGAGAAAAAAAACCCUUCAGCAUAACAACGCCUGUGGACCUUAUUGGUUUAUGUGUGCUUCACACUUAGUACAGCGUCAGAUCCACCAUUACACCUCCUUGCGUUGCUUCUUGUCUACUACCUUUUCCAAUAUUUUUUUUUUUUUUCCGGGCAUCUAACUUUCUAUGGGUGUUUAUAUCUUGUGUGACUUAUUGGUGAGUUUCUGGGUUUUGUUUUGUUUUUGUUUUUUAUACAAAAAAAAAAAUAAAGUAAAAAGAAAAAAAUGGAUAA